UUUAAUAUGGCGUUUUGAAAACGAUUUGAAUACGUUUUGUCAAUUAAAGACGUAACAAUGAAAGGACUGCUGCUGUUAGUAACUCAGAUUGUUUUAUUGGUUUUCUCUGAAGAUAACCCUAAUUCGACAUGUGGAUAUAGAUGCUGCCUUAAUUUUUAUAAAGAUUGGUUCCACGGACGGUGUGUUGAGUGUCCGCUCGGUACACAUGGAUUGGACUGUUCUGGAACCUGCCCCCCUCACUACUAUGGGAGAUUUUGCAACAGCAAGUGUGACUGUUCCUUACAUUUUUGUGACCGAAAGUUUGGAUGCAUUUAUAUUCCAACCAAAAAUGGAGGUAACAACCCAUGGAAGUAUGUAGCAUUUACACUUAUUGGAUCCAUUACCACGGUUGUUGCUGUUGGACUCAUUGUUUUUACUAGACCCUGGAUAAUCAGAAAAUGUAAACAAGAAAUCAAGGAGACAGACGAGAGUCAAAUAGGAAUGAGCAGUAUUAUUUCUAAUGGAAACUUCAUAGAGGAAAAUAAAUAUGAAGAAAACCAAAGUUCCCCCUCCCGGGAUGAAACAGAAGCGAUUCAUUUAUAUAACAUGUCUGCUGAAAACAACUAUGCUGAACUGAGGACCUCCGCUCUGUCUCCAAUCUAUAAUAGUCCAGACGAUUUCAACACCGAUCUAAUGCAGCGCACGUUGAUGCUAACAAGACCUGGUCUAAAGACAAGUAACAAGUGAUGAU
Messenger RNA from Magallana angulata, 730 nucleotides. RefSeq lists its product as uncharacterized. NCBI's taxonomy places the organism in Eukaryota, Metazoa, Mollusca, Bivalvia, Ostreida, Ostreidae. Bases 58 to 726 code for a protein of 222 amino acids. The record is from RefSeq and is a predicted model, not a curated record. The transcript has 6 exons.